Messenger RNA from Trichobilharzia regenti, 1485 nucleotides. Lineage: Eukaryota; Metazoa; Platyhelminthes; Trematoda; Strigeidida; Schistosomatidae. The record is from the annotation of a GenBank genome assembly.
AUGGCCAAUUCAGUUGAGUUGGAAAAAGAUGCUGAGUUAUUCAAGAGACUUGCAGUAGAACAAGAGUCUGAAGGUCACUACGGAUCAGCUGCUUUCUUUUACACAGAGGCUGCUCAAGCUUUGUUGAAUUCCCUUGAGGCCGGUUCUACUACUGAAGGCUUACUAGAGUUAGCUCAACAGUACAGCGAUAAAGUUAAGGAGCUGAAAUCCAAAAUUGCUACGGAAAAUGUUCCAGCAAUAGAUACUAACAUCAAGAAAAGCAAAGCUGACUUAGCAAGAGCGCGUUGUUUACUGAAUGAUGCAGUAUCCGAAGAUGAGAAAGGGAACAUUUCUGAAGCAAUCGAACUUUAUACACUGGCUGUGGAAUUACUUUUGUCCUUGAAAAAAGAUGUCGGCGAUGGUUAUAUGCUCCAGCAAAUUCAGAAGUUUGCCAAAGAGGGUUUAGAUCGUGCUGAGAUUUUGAAAUUACGUGUAAACGAAACACAAACUUCACAUUUCGAUACUGGAUCUACGUACAGUAAUUCUGUGUCGCAGAAGAUGGCUGCGCCCAGAAGACCACCUGCUUUUCCCAAGACAGGCCCAGGUGGCUUUUCUUUGGAGGAAUUAAAGGUUUUAAAAGCAACAUCUAUAAUUAAUGGUCGUGAGUACCUACCGUUUUUGGAUUCAAUUGAUCUACGUGAACGAUUUUCAUUCGCAACUCCUUUUGUUGAUAAAGAUGGCCUUCUAGCGUUAUCUAGCAAGCAGACGUCUUUAUUAAGCCGUUGGGUUCGUCCUUCUGAAUAUAUUGAUCAACCAAAGAUGAUUUUGGCCAUAUCAUGUUUUUCAAUAUGUCAAACAGUCGUUACUGAUUGUUCAUUUGUUGCCUCGAUAGCUAUUGCUGCUCAGUAUGAAAGACGUUUUAAAAAAAAACUGAUCACAAAUGUUAUUUAUCCUCAAGGCAAAAAUGGCGAAGCUGUUUACAAUCCAUGUGGGAAAUACAUGAUACGCUUAAAUUUCAAUGGUGUUCCUCGUAAAGUCAUUGUAGACGAUUUAUUACCAAUGGGAAAAGAUGGAAAGCUCUUAUGCUGUUUUUCUAAUAAUCAUAAUGAAUUAUGGGUAUCCUUAUUAGAGAAGGCGUACAUGAAAGUGAUGGGAGGAUAUGAUUUUCCUGGAUCGAAUUCGAAUAUUGAUUUACACGCUUUAACUGGUUGGAUUCCAGAACGUAUAUCUAUCCGAUCUAGUUCAUCUGUUUUUGAUAAAGACAAAGAAUUUCGUCGUCUUUUAAGUCGAUUUCACCAAGGUCAUUGUUUAGUCACUAUAGCGACUGGACAAUUAUCUGAUGAAGAUAGUGAACGUUCUGGAUUAGUUCCAACUCAUGCAUAUGCUAUGCUGGAUAUACGAGUAGUAGAUGGUUAUCGUUUAUUCUUAUUAAAAAAUCCCUGGAGUCAUAUGCGUUGGAAAGGCAAUUUCUCAGAACGUGAUUGGCGUCUUUUCCAUUGUGGAUGA